Molecule: messenger RNA, 612 nt
Organism: Phytophthora sojae
Lineage: Eukaryota; Oomycota; Peronosporomycetes; Peronosporales; Peronosporaceae
Exons: 2
Coding region: 1-612 (203 amino acids)
Biological process (GO): transmembrane transport
Cellular component (GO): membrane
Molecular function (GO): ATPase-coupled transmembrane transporter activity; ATP binding
Source: RefSeq, a predicted model, not a curated record
AUGUACGACUUGGGACUGUGGCUUGGCACUGUAUUCACCUCACACCUCGCGAACGGCAUCAUGCUACGCCGAGUUGAUCGAUCUCUGACUGACAGUGUCGCUCAAGGGACUGAAGGCCAUGUGUCGCAACACCCAGCAAAGGCGACUCCAAGGCCGUGGGGCUCACGGUCGGUGGGCAUCUCCAACCUCUUUUCGUCGCAGGUCGGCAACGUGUUCUGGGCAUUGUUCGAGUUCAACGUCGUGUGGAUCACCCCCAUCGAGAUCGUGGUUGUGGUCACCAGCCUGUACGACGGCAUCGGCGUUGCUGGAGUCAUUGUAGCAUCGGUCGUAGCGAGCUUUAAUAUCGCCAAAGCUUCCGGAGAUAGGUUCGAAGAGUUGAUGCAGCACAAGAACAGCCGCAUGAAGACCACCAAGGAGGUCUUAAACGCCAUUCAGAUCGCCAAGCUGAACGCGUCGUGUGCGACGGCUAUCAGGAAGCUCGUGUUUCUUGGUGCGCUCAACAUUUCCGUGCUGUGGAACUCUCCGUUGGUGGUAUCGGCUGCAUUGUAUGCAGUUGUGUUGGAGAUCUGCGGCAAAAGUGCUUCCGGUGAUCGCGCCACCCGGAACUGCUAA